AAUAAGAAUCAUUUUUUAGAAAAUUUUGACUCUCAUCGAAAUUGUGGACCCUUAAUCCUGAUUUCUGAAGAUAUAUACUCGCGUAUGAAUCAAAAUCUACUCCUGGGUUUCCUUCUAAAUUGGUGGUUUUGAUUUCAGUUUUGACAGAUGUUCAAUAAUCAUCGCACGGUAGAUUCUUCAGAAAAAUUUGAUGACUUCUUGGACUGUGAGGAUGCAAACGAAGUUUGUUUAAAGAGAAGGAAGGCAAAAGAUUGGAAGAAAGUGAAAUGCCAGCUUGUUGAAUACAAUUACUUGCCAGGGUAUUUGAGGGACAACGAGUACAUUCUGGGUUACUACCGAGCAGAAUGGCCUUUGAAGCAGAUCUUAUUCAGCUUAUUCUCCAUUCAUAAUGAGACUCUUAAUGUGUGGACGCAUUUGAUAGGGUUCUUCCUUUUUCUCUGUCUGACCAUAUACACAGCAAUGAGCGUCCCAGGGGUUGUGGAUUUAAAUGCCCUUCAACAAUUGCCUGACAUGCUCCGAGGAGCUGAUUUGCCCAAGAUUCAAGAACUCUUGAGUUGUCUUCCUUCCAUACCCAACAUACCUGACCAUCAUAGAUUAAAAGAUGUCUUCAAGAUGUCUUUGCCUUCAAUUGAUUUUCUCAAAUCACCCUCAGCAUGUGUAAAAGAUGACGUUAUGAAAAUGGUAGCGCCGGGAAUGGUUCAUGAAAUCACAAGAUGGCCCUUUUACACCUUCUUGGGUGGAGCCAUGUUCUGUUUGCUAGCCAGCAGUGUGUGCCAUCUCUUUUUUUGCCAUUCAGAGCGCCUUUCCUCAAUAAUGCUCAGACUUGACUAUGCUGGAAUUGCUGCUCUUAUCUCAACCUCCUUCUACCCCUCCAUCUACUACUCUUUCUUGUGCAAUCCUUUCUUCUGUAACCUUUAUCUGGGGUUCAUUACAGUGUCCGGUAUGGCCACCAUUAUCAUCUCUCUCCUUCCAGUUUUCCAGAAGCCCAAAUUUCGGAACUCCCGUGCUUCCCUCUUCUUCGGUAUGGGCUUUUCAGGGAUUGCACCAGUACUUCAUAAGCUAAUAUUGUUCCAGGGACAAGCAGAAGCCCUCCAAACCACUGGUUAUGAGAUAUUGAUGGGAAUGUUCUAUGGGCUUGGGGCCUUGAUUUAUGCGACAAGGAUUCCAGAGAGAUGGAAGCCAGGCAAAUUUGACAUUGCUGGGCAUAGUCACCAACUCUUUCACGUGUUGGUCGUGGCAGGGGCUUAUACACAUUACCGUGCCGGGCUAGUCUACCUCAGGUGGCGGGACUUGGAAGGUUGUAAUCAGUAAAGGGACAUAUGUGGAUACUUAAUAUUAUCAUGUUCAUAAUAUGUUGAGGAUAGACUUAUACUCGAUGAUUAACCGUUUUGCAUGAAAAUAAAAUGUAAAGUCGUAUGUUAUAAUUGAACCAA
Pistacia vera is the source of this 1433-nucleotide messenger RNA. Its product is annotated as heptahelical transmembrane protein 4-like. Gene Ontology annotation, molecular function: signaling receptor activity. Gene Ontology annotation, cellular component: membrane. The record is from RefSeq and is a predicted model, not a curated record. The coding region runs from base 148 to 1311 and encodes 387 amino acids. Lineage: Eukaryota; Viridiplantae; Streptophyta; Magnoliopsida; Sapindales; Anacardiaceae. The transcript has 4 exons.